AUGGCCAACCAUCUCCUCUCCAAAAUGCAGACGGAGAGGAGAAAGAAAAUGACCCAAGACCCUGUCAACAUGAUUGCUUCAGUCUCCCUGCAUAACCUUUACAUCAUAUCUAUGAAGGGAAUUAAGGGUCGCUUGAACCGCUUGCCUUCUGCCUGCGUUGGUGAUAUGGUAAUGGCCACUGUCAAGAAGGGGAAGCCUGAUCUCAGGAAGAAGGUUAUGCCUGCUGUCAUUAUUAGGCAGCGUAAGCCUUGGCGCCGAAAGGAUGGUGUUUUCAUGUAUUUUGAAGAUAAUGCUGGUGUCAGUGUGAACCUCAAAGGAGAAAUGAAAGGCUCAGCAAUUACCGGUCCAAUUGGAAAGGAGUGUGCUGAUCUUUGGCCUAGGAUUGCAAGUGCAGCUAAUGCUAACUGUUCCUUUUCUUUGGGAAUCAUACUGUCGUUAAGUCCUAUAUGUUUUUGUAGGGUUAAUAUUAGUUGUGUUUUUUGUUAUUUUGACUAAAUUUUAUUUGGAGCUUUAUAUGCAGUAGUGAACUUUAUGAA
This is a messenger RNA of Populus trichocarpa (black cottonwood), 536 nucleotides long. RefSeq names its product 60S ribosomal protein L23-like. The record is from RefSeq and is a predicted model, not a curated record. Gene Ontology annotation, cellular component: ribosome; cytosolic large ribosomal subunit. The transcript has 2 exons. Gene Ontology annotation, biological process: translation. Lineage: Eukaryota; Viridiplantae; Streptophyta; Magnoliopsida; Malpighiales; Salicaceae. Gene Ontology annotation, molecular function: structural constituent of ribosome; large ribosomal subunit rRNA binding. Bases 1 to 495 code for a protein of 164 amino acids.